AUGGUGAGUUAUCAUAUAGCUCAAAAAGACGAAGCUCAUACCAUUGUGGAGACCCUCAUAAAAUCAUGUGUUAUUGAUAUAGUAACUUGUAUGCUUGAUGACAAAUCUGUCAAACAUUUAUCCAUAAUUCAUUUGUCAAAUAAUACUGUUGCACGGCGAAUUGAAGAUUUGGCUAGCAACGUAUCAGAAACAGUUAUCUCUCGUAUUAAAUACAUAAAAUUCGCACAAAAAAUGGACGUAUCAACCGAUAUUGCUGGUCUUGCUAUUGGUGCUAUUGGUGUUCGUUCGUUACGUAAACAUGAACUCUUUUGA
Molecule: messenger RNA, 312 nt
Organism: Macrosiphum euphorbiae (potato aphid)
Lineage: Eukaryota; Metazoa; Arthropoda; Insecta; Hemiptera; Aphididae
Source: the annotation of a GenBank genome assembly